Eptesicus fuscus (big brown bat) is the source of this 698-nucleotide messenger RNA. RefSeq names its product leucine-rich repeat-containing protein 37B-like. Lineage: Eukaryota; Metazoa; Chordata; Mammalia; Chiroptera; Vespertilionidae. Bases 111 to 698 code for a protein of 195 amino acids. The record is from RefSeq and is a predicted model, not a curated record. The transcript is spliced from 6 exons.
UUGUUCAGGUUCAGCAGCCAUCUUUUUCUGAAGUCACAGCCACAGUUCUAUCGUUUGACCUGGAAGUUACAAUAACUCAGCAACCAGAGUCAUCAGAGACAGUUCCUCCAAUGACUGAACAGAAUGCCACCAUGAACAUAUGUGAGCUCUGUUCCUGCAAUAAUGGGACACUGUCUUAUAUUGGUUUUGGCUCAAACCAGAGGGUCCACAGAGUGCCAGUACCAGAGCCCAGCACCUACAAUGGCACCUUCACCAUCUUAAUUCUCCAUCAUAAUCCCCUGAUGACUGUUCAAGAUCCAUAUCUUUUUAAUUUGCCAGCAUUGAAAUAUUUAGACAUGGGAAUAACACAAGUGACAUUUACAACACUUGAUAACAUUCUCAUGACGACUCCUGAAUUAGAAAAACUUAUCUUACCUAACCAUUUGGCCUGCUGCCUCUGCCAAUUUAAAAAUUAUAUUGAGGCUGUCGCCAAGACAGUGAAACGGCAUUGUGAUACCGAAUGUCUGACCAACGCACCUUGUGAUGAAGAACUCCUAGUACAAGGACCGCUCAUGAAAGUAUUACCAGGCUGGCAGAACACAAGCACUGAGCUGACAGUUGAGCCAGAGAGGGCAUCCUCAAACAAAAAUAGCGACACUUCCUCAUCCCCUAUGAGUGAGCAGCCAGACUUUAAUGAUAAAAGUGAUAUAAGCCCCUGA